GUGCGUGAACGAAGGCGUCUCAGCUGUGCCCUUCGUUGGUUUCUUCCUGACUUCUCUGGCCAGCUCUUAGGUUAAAAUAAGUCCUGCCUUAUUUUAACAGAUGUUUAUUAAACAUCUGCCCUGGCCAGGCCCUGAGCAGGCUCCAAGGACUCUGCCCUGAACACGGUAGGCCCCUCCUGGUGCCGGUGGGUGGAUGGGGGAAAUUAGUUCCAGUGUCCCACACGUGACUGCCUAAUUCCACAUGGGAUUUGCAUGUGGAAGAGGGAAACAGAACAGACCUUUCCUUCUGUGAGAGGGACGCUGGCCUGGACAGUCAGGAUGGGGAGAUGAGAGUAGAAGUUACUCAGAGCUACUUUAGGGCCCAGCACAUAAGUUAGAGAUACUUUGGGGCCUGGCACGUUGGCUCACACCUGUAAUCUCAGCACUUUGGGAGGCUGAUGCUGGAGGAUCGCUCCAGCCCAGGAGUUUGUGACCAGCCUGGUCAACAUGAGACCCCUGUCUCUACUUUUAAAAAUUAAAAAAAAAAAAAAAAGAUAUUUUGGGCAGAGAGAAGUGGCUGUGCAAAAGUGGGUGUUUGCUGAGUUUGUUCAAGGAGCUGAAAGGAGGCUGCAAGGGUGUGAGGGGCAGAGGGCCUGGGAGUUUGUGUGUGUCUGAGGGGGAUGGGAAAGGGAGUGUUACCUGGGCUGUGAAAAAAGCUCUUCCUUGCUGUCUGGUGGGAGUAGAGGUGGGAGGCCUCCAGGCCAAGGCAGGUGUGUGGGGCCCCAAGGCCCAGCUGGUGAGAGAACCUCACAGCUCCCAGGCUGUCCUUCCCCACCAGCCUCCCUGCCCUUCGCUAUCCUGACGCUGGUGAACGCCCCGUAUAAGCGAGGAUUUUACUGCGGGGAUGACUCCAUCCGGUACCCCUACCGUCCAGACACCAUCACCCACGGGCUCAUGGCUGGAGUCACCAUCACGGCCACCAUCGUCCUCCUACGUGGCUGCUGUAUACAAGGUACUAGGGACCUUCCUGUUCGGGGCGGCUGGGAGCCAGUCUCUGACAGACCUGGCCAAGUACGUGAUCGGGCGUCUGAGGCCCAACUUCCUAGCCGUCUGCGACCCUGACUGGAGCCGGAUCAACUGCUCGGUCUAUGUGCAGCUGGAGAAAGUGUGCAGGGGAAACGCUGCGGACGUCACCGAGGCCAGGUGGGUGUGGACUAGCAGCCUUCACUCUUGGGGGGAAUGGGAGCUGAAGAAGGCCCAGGAGCCAAAUCAUGAAGAGCCAGCAGGCAGCUGGCCAGGCAGGAGCCAGACCUCAGGGUUCCGUGGGCCCCGCAGACACUGGGAGGCCGAGGGGAGCAUGCCCUGUCUCCGUCUCCCCUAAAUUUCACACCCUGCCUUCUUCUGCACUAUCUUUUUUUUUU
Molecule: messenger RNA, 1400 nt
Organism: Symphalangus syndactylus (siamang)
Lineage: Eukaryota; Metazoa; Chordata; Mammalia; Primates; Hylobatidae
Product: phospholipid phosphatase 2-like
Biological process (GO): phospholipid metabolic process; signal transduction; phospholipid dephosphorylation
Cellular component (GO): plasma membrane
Molecular function (GO): phosphatidate phosphatase activity
Source: RefSeq, a predicted model, not a curated record